GCUGCUCAUCAAGAAAUACCACAAGCUGGCACAGCGCUCGCUAGCACUUAUAUAAGGAUGGUGUAAUGUAGAGAAUUGUACAAAAGCUUCCGGGUAUACAUGGGAGCCAUGCUCGGUAGCUACAAUAUAAUGCAGUGAAGACUGUGACAAAGAAUGCAGGCUCCCAUGGCAGACAGCCACCAGGAGCCACCACCUCCGGGUGUUCUCGCAUAUCCAUCCCCAAGGCUGCAAAAUGUAACUGCCGCUUCUUAUGCACCACAGGUGUAUCCUCAGCCAGCUAGCAACGUCAUCACUCUUAUUGUGAAGCAUGUGCCGACGAAUGUUGAGCCCAGCACAAUGGAAGAGGUUUUCAGAUGCGUUGGGGCAGUCGCUGUGCGUGCGAGCAAUGUGGAGGGGAAGCUGAGGGGGGUGGUCUUUGUGGACUUUCGAGACGCGGGCGUUGCGGCAAGGGCGAAGGAUCAGUUGCAUGGGUUGAAGAUUCUCAACAAGACGUUGGCAGCAGACUUUGCCCGGCCCCAAUCAGUGCCACAGCCCCCACCUCCGAAGCCGCCACCUGACCCCGCUACUUCAGGAGCGCGGGCGCCAGCAGAAUCUCUCUCAAAGCUGCCGUCUGGGUCAAUUAGUGGAACACAAAUGGCGCCCCCACAUGGUCCAUCAGUCAGAGCCCCUCCGCCUGAGAGCAUCGCUUCAGCCCUCAAUCUGGACUACCCCUUUCCUCCUCAUCUCAGGUACCGGUACCCCCCUCCUGAUGCUGGCGUGCUCGGUAACAUCCAAGCCGCCCUGAUCUCGGUCCCCCGCUUCUACACCCAGGUUCUCCACCUUAUGAACAAGAUGAACCUCCCCCCGCCCUUCGCCUCCGUCUUUCCCCCUCCGCCAUCGCAGCCAACCCCAGCCCCCGCUCCCAAACCAGUCGUACCUGCCCCCCCCACAUCCAUCCAUGCGGACGUCAGCAAAGGGAUCCCUUCUGGGCCAGCGGCCGUAGCCAUGCCCCCACAGUACCUAGCUGCCGCUCCAGUCCCACCAUCAACUGAAACUGCCCACUUGCCACCAAAUGAGCGCCCUGCUAAUGUCAGCGGGAGCGGGGAGUCAAAAUCGGAGUCGGAGUCGGAACUAGAGUCGGAAGAAGACGGCGAGGUCCCGCAGACAGCAUUAGGGAAGCGUAAGAAGGACCGGCCUGUUGAGCACCGGAAGAAGCGGCGAAGGAGUAGCGGAGCGACGGGGACCUUUGAGACGGCCGGGGUGCGGGAUGUUCCACUUGAAGCGGCUGGGCCACGGGAGGUGCGACCGCAGGUCAAGAAGGCGACCAUGCAGAUCAAGUUGGACGUUUCGUCCAUCAAAGCCCGCACAGCCAAGCUGCCGGUACCCCGAGUUGUCAAGCCCUCCGCGAAUCCACCAAGUUCCAUAUCGGCCGCCCCUGACUCUAUAGAAGCAGCACAGCCGGCGCCCGCAAGGAGAGAAGAGUUGAAAGCCGGCCAGGCGCCUCAGGAGGAUCUCCUAGCCAAUCCGGCGUUCAAGAACUACGCGCCCGGGGAGGCGACUCCGGUGCUGUACGUCAAAAAUAUUGCGAAAGACGUCACAGUCACCGACAUGCAGCACGUCUUCGGUGGUUUCUUGAGCGCUGGCGACACCGCGGCAGGCGCGAUCCGCCUGAUGCAGGAAGGGCGAAUGAAAGGACAAGCAUUCGUUACAUUGCCUGACGCGUUACUUGCAGAGGAAGCCAUGGGUUACACACAUGGUUACCUUCUGAAGGGGAAGCCGUUGAUCGUCCAGUAUGGCCGGAAACCAAAAGCCAAAUGAAGAUGCGCAUUAGUCAGUACCUGUUGGCUUUUCCAAGCCAGGGUAAUAGGCCUGUAAAGUGUACGUGUAACCCGAUGAUGCUUGCAGCUGGGGAUGCGUCAAUGAAGUUACGUUGGAAUCCAGAUCUUUGGUGUGGGUACUGGCCCACGGUUUCUUGACCCCCUGUGCAAGUUCAACUAGCACGAAAGCAACCUUGGGCACAAGGUUUGAGCACAACGGGUCACCGUAACUCAAGCCGUCGCAUCAGCCAUCAAAGGGGCUCCAUGUAGCGCUCCUUGCACGUGGCGCCCUGUCAAGGUCUCGUACUAAAUUGGGUGGAACCUCCGUCCCGGCUCCUCAGGACCCCCACUCAAGGGCCGCAUUUCAAGGGCUAGAGCUUGAAACUUUGAGUCCAGUGAACUCCCGACUGUGAAAGUAACUCGCUUGCGGCUCUUCUCGAGCUGAGUUGGCAAGCAUUCAACGAUGACAUCAGUCGGACAACACUCGUAAAUUCUGACACCUUCAGUGUGACCAUGAUGAAAGUGCAC
Klebsormidium nitens is the source of this 2324-nucleotide messenger RNA. The record is from the annotation of a GenBank genome assembly. Lineage: Eukaryota; Viridiplantae; Streptophyta; Klebsormidiophyceae; Klebsormidiales; Klebsormidiaceae.